AUGCAUGAACUCGACGCCGGCACUCGAUCGUUCGCAGGACAAUUGGGAUUCAUUGAAUUCUCAACGGAAUACCGACUUCCAAGACACGUCCACAUCGCUCCGCACGAGGAAGUCUCAAACUCGAGACGGUUUAUUUGUGAGAGGAUCGUGGUCUUGGAGGGUGUUGCUCUUGUCGAACUCAACGGCGAGAAGUACGUAAUUCCGCCCAAGACGCUGGUCUCGAUUGCUCCUGGGGUUCCGCACACCUGGACCGCUUGCCCUCCUGGAGUCACGGUGGGAGAGGGCGAUGGGAGUCUGAUUUCACAGGAGGCGUUUCUGAUGUUGUAUGAGUAUGAGGAUGCAACGGGAUUUUUCCCUACUAGGCAGACGAGGACGCUGGAAAGGAUCGAGGAGUAUGAGCGAUGUGACGGCUUGGAGAGUAUUAGAUUUCCCAAGUUGUCGGCGAGCGAUGUUCGGGAUCAGUGUUGGGUUGUUUGGAACACGGAGAUGACGAGGAAGAAAUACAAGUGA
Molecule: messenger RNA, 510 nt
Organism: Fonsecaea multimorphosa CBS 102226
Lineage: Eukaryota; Fungi; Ascomycota; Eurotiomycetes; Chaetothyriales; Herpotrichiellaceae
Exons: 1
Coding region: 1-510 (169 amino acids)
Source: RefSeq, a predicted model, not a curated record